Pelobates fuscus (common spadefoot toad) is the source of this 3916-nucleotide messenger RNA. Its product is annotated as zinc finger protein 271-like. The record is from RefSeq and is a predicted model, not a curated record. Gene Ontology annotation, cellular component: nucleus. Lineage: Eukaryota; Metazoa; Chordata; Amphibia; Anura; Pelobatidae. The coding region runs from base 177 to 3704 and encodes 1175 amino acids. The transcript has 8 exons. Gene Ontology annotation, biological process: regulation of transcription by RNA polymerase II. Gene Ontology annotation, molecular function: DNA-binding transcription activator activity, RNA polymerase II-specific; RNA polymerase II cis-regulatory region sequence-specific DNA binding.
ACAAUGAACUACAACUCCCGGCAUGCCAAGCGAAGCCACUACAACCGGAAGUAGCUCCACUACCAACUGUGGGUUACAGUCUGCAGCUCUGCAUGGAGGGGAGUGACAGGAGGAAGAGCACAAGUUUGGAAAAUGAUUUGACGCAGAUGCUCCAUGUGUCAGCCUGAGUUACGCUAAUGGACAGUUGUACCACCUCCAAUACAAUUAGAAAUGAGUAUCACACAGAAUCAUUUCCUGUUGACUGGGAAGGAGAAACAGACAUUUCCCUUUCUAUCCGUAAUGAAGAUAACAACUAUGGUAAUUUCCAGGAAGCGGUUGAAAAUAAAGGAAUUCAUGUUGCAGAGACAGAGAAAUCAGUGCCAGAUAAAGUAGAAAAUGGUCAGUAUUUCUUAGACUUCUGGGAAAGAUCAGUUCAGAUGGACAGUAGAAUUCACAACGGGGAGAAGCGCUAUCAUUGUAAUGAAUGCGGGAAAACCUUUACACGCAAGUCAUCCCUCAUAGUGCAUCAAAGAAUCCACACAGGGGAGAAACAAUUCAUGUGCACAGAAUGUGGGAAGAGGUUUGGUCUCAAGUCCUCCCUUGUUCGUCACCUGCGAACUCAUACUCCGAAGACACUUAAUAUUUGCCCUGAUUGUGGAAAGUGCUUCACUCGGUAUUCCAGCCUUUUCCAGCACCAGAAGGUCCACAGGAGAGAGAAGACAUAUAAGUGUACAGACUGUAAUAAAAGCUUCUUACGGGAACCUCAGUUUGUUGCUCACCAGAAAACCCACAAAACGUUAAAACCCUGUGAAAAAGAAGAAUGUAAUGAGAAUGUUGAUGACCAAGACAGGUGUGAUAACCACUCUAACACCAGUAGCACAGUGAUGCCUUUUGUCUGUGAAGAGUGCGGUAUGAACUUUAAGGAACAAAGUGCAUUCAAGAGACAUCAGAGAACACAUACAGGAAAGGACUCUGUGUUGAAGGAUAAUUCAGAUGAAGAACAUAACGGUUCCUUUGAUGGAAUGGACAACAUUUCAAAACUGCGUAAUGUAAAAAAGAACUGUGUGAAGCCAUUGAAGAAAAAGGGAUGCUGUAGGAAGAAUAUGGAGCAAACUGUAAAAUCUGCAGGUAAAACCAUUCAAACAGAAAGAAGAACUCCAUGUUCAGAGAAGCGCUAUCUGUGCAUUGACUGCGGGAAAAGCUUCACGCGUAAAUCCUCCCUCAUAGUGCACCAGAGAAUCCACACAGGGGAGAAACGAUUCAUGUGUACAGAGUGCGGGAAGAGAUUUGGCCUUAAAUCAUCCCUUGUUCGACACCUGCGAACUCACACACCAAAGACAUUAAAUAUUUGCCCUGAUUGUGGCAAAUGCUUCACCCGGUAUUCCAGCCUUUUUCAGCACCAGAAGGUCCACAAGAGAGAGAAGCCGUAUAAAUGUUCUCAGUGUGAAAAAUGUUUCCCUCGGCUUUCGCAACUUGUAGUCCAUCAAAGAACCCACAAAGGAGAGCAAGAGCCCAAUCAAACAGAGAAUGUCAAUGACCUCAACAAAAUUUCUAAGCGCUCCCGAACCAAGAGGACUGAGAAAUCCCCCAUGUGUGCCCAGUGUGGUAAGAGCUUCAGAGAGCGCAGCUUACUCAUCAGACAUCUGAAAACCCAUACAGUAAGUGACCAGAAUGCUGAAGCAAAUCCUGAUUUAAUUAGGACAGAUUCCACUAUUUGUGAACAAGUUAGCAUACAUAAAGUAUCACUAAAAUCAAAUCAGGACAAAAAAGAUAAAGGUGCGCUAGAAGCAACAAGCCCAGAAAUCACAGAAAAUGGUGAGUGUGCAGUGAGCAUCUGGGAUGGAUCCGAUAUAUCAGACAGGAGAACUUGCAGUGGGGAAAAGCGCUAUUUUUGUAUUGACUGUGGGAAAAGCUUCACACGAAAAUCCUCCCUCAUGGUUCAUCAAAGAAUCCACACUGGAGAGAAACACUUCAUGUGUACAGAGUGCGGCAAAAGAUUUGGCCUCAAAUCCUCUCUCGUUCGACACCUGAGAACUCACACUCCAAAAACACUAAACAUUUGCCCUGAUUGUGGUAAGUGCUUCACUCGGUAUUCCAGCCUUUUCCAACACCAGAAGGUCCACAGGAGAGAGAAGCCAUUUAAGUGUUCUAAGUGUGAUAAAAGUUUUGCUCGGGCAUCACAGCUUGUAUUCCACCAGAGGACACACAAGGAAGAGAAGCAGUCUGAGAAAAGAGAAUGUGAGGAGAAAGUUGAUGUUCACUCAAGUACCAAUAGCCCUGAACAUUCCUAUGUGUGCAUGGAGUGUGGUAAGAGCUUCUUCGAGGAGAAUUUACUAUUGGCACAUCAGAAAAUUCAUAGAGCUGAUUGUAAAUCUCUUCCAAUCUGUGAAGGUGGAGAGCCUGAUGACAGGCCUGAUCUUCUAGACCGGGAGACAGAAUAUGUUGCCAAGUCUUUUCUUGUUGAAGAGGAUCAUUACAUGAAUCCUCAAAUCCCCGAAUCAGUGAACACCAACGCAGACUUGGUCUCUGGCGAAUUAAAUAAAGACCGUGAGCUUCCUGUUGAUUCCAAGGUCAAAUCGUGCAGGAGAAGCCGCAGUGCUGACAAGCGCUAUAAUUGUAGUGACUGUGGGAAAAGCUUCACAAGAAGGUCCUCGCUCAUUGUUCACCAGAGAAUACAUACAGGGGAGAAGCGCUUUGUGUGCGCAGAGUGUGGGAAAAGGUUUGGUCUCAAAUCAUCUCUCGUCAGGCACAUGAGAACUCACACUGGUCAUGCACUCAAUAUCUGCUCUGAAUGUGGUAUCUACUUUAGUAGAUAUUCAGACCUUCUGCUGCACUUGGAAAUACAUGUUGGCCAACCACAAAUAAAAUCUGAUGGCACAAUAUCUGAAAUGGAUUCCGAAAAAAGCCCAAACCUCCCCGAUCUAGAUUUGAGUGUAGAUAAGGUCUUGGGAUGUGUGCCUUUACUGAAACAUCCAGAUUCAUGUCUUUUAACUAAGGACCAAGGAUCUGACAGUGAGGGGUUCCUACAGAAGAACCAACAGCAACUGAAAAUGCCUGUUGCAUCUGAAAAUGUGCAUAAUUAUUUGGAUACAGAAUGUACUGAGUCAGAUCAACAAACAGAAGAAGAUGUGCUCGACCAGGAAUCACUAAACAUUAAACAGGAAUCCCCUGAGAACACUAGUACAGGUAGUGAAGGACACCAAGAUGGAGACAAAAUUGAAGACUUUCCCUCUUACCCUUACUCACUUGACUGGGGGGUUGAAUUUGACAUUUCAAAGUCUUUUAAUGGAGAUGAAAACUCUACAAAGCUACCGAAACAUAGGAAGAGUAAGGAAAACCAUACAGAGAAUCCUAGCACAGAUGGAACGGAGAACAAUGACUUUGGAAUAAGUGUUUGGAAUAGUUCCGAUUUUGUAGACAAGAGAAGUCAUAGCGAGGAGAAGCGCUAUCUGUGCAUUGACUGCGGAAAAAGCUUCACACGUAAAUCAUCCCUUAUAGUGCAUCAGAGAAUCCACACUGGGGAGAAACUGUUCAUGUGCACAGAGUGUGGGAAGAGAUUUGGCCUUAAAUCCUCUCUUGUGAGACAUCAAAGAAUCCACUCUACCGAGUUUUUCACGUGUACUGAAUGUGGGAAAAGCUUCAGAGAAUACACAAAGUUUUUACAACACCAGGCUAGCCAUACUGGAGAGUGGCCCUAUACAGAACCUCAUUUAACCGUCCAUUAGUCCCAAUACUUCCACCAAAUUUUGAGUUGCAUCAGAAAAAGUCUGUUGCGCUUCUUGCUUGAAUAAACUAUUCUGCCAAAUCACCAGUGAGCUAAUAACAAUGGAAUCAUCCUGUAUUCCCAAGAAGAUAUUAAAGAUUGAUAUUAAAUGUUCCUGGACAUAUCUAAUGUUGUCUCAUGUACGUGAAUCAAAUAAAUUGCGGUGGAAAAUUA